AAAAAUUCUCCAGGCGGCGUUCCAUCGCAAAUCCAGCUGGCGAUCUUUAUUCUCUCUCCAUAUCUCUUCCUUUUUCAGUUCAAAAAAAUAAAAAAAAAGUCUAGGGUUUUUUGAGAUCUCCAAUCGAUCCAAAAACAUCUUUAACCUUCAUCUCCUUUCCUCUCUCUGAUAUCGUUCUGAUUUUAGUUCCAGAGCUCGAAGAUGUUGGGAAUCGUUAGGAGAAAGCUCGGAUGUGGAGGUUUCCCAUCAUCGAUAAUAGGGCAGGGUUUGGAGAGGAUUCGCCCUGCUACAUCAUCUUUUUUACCUAAAUAUUACUCUACCGCUGCAAAAGAGAUGACUGUACGUGACGCUUUGAACUCUGCACUUGAUGAGGAGAUGUCUGCUGACCCAAAAGUCUUCUUAAUGGGUGAAGAGGUCGGAGAGUACCAAGGUGCAUACAAGAUCUCCAAGGGUCUGCUUGAGAAGUAUGGUCCCGAUAGAGUUGUUGACACUCCAAUCACUGAGGCUGGAUUUACUGGAAUUGGAGUUGGAGCAGCUUAUUAUGGCCUUCGGCCUGUUAUUGAGUUCAUGACUUUUAACUUCUCUAUGCAGGCAAUUGAUCAUAUUAUCAACUCCGCAGCAAAGUCAAACUAUAUGUCAGGAGGUCAACUAUCUGUUCCUAUUGUUUUUAGAGGACCCAAUGGUGCUGCUGCUGGUGUUGGGGCUCAACAUUCACAGUGUUAUGCAGCUUGGUAUGCAUCUUGUCCUGGAUUGAAAGUACUAAGUCCUUACUCAGCAGAAGAUGCUCGGGGCUUGCUCAAAGCUGCUAUCCGGGACCCUGACCCUGUUGUUUUCCUCGAAAAUGAAAUUCUAUAUGGUGAAUCUUUUCCUGUGUCAGCAGAAGUUCUUGAUUCCAGUUUCUGUCUUCCUAUAGGAAAAGCCAAGAUUGAGCGGGAAGGGAAGGAUGUGACUAUUACUGCAUUCUCGAAGAUGGUCGGUUAUGCUCUCCAGGCUGCGGAUAUACUUUCGAAGCAAGGAAUUAGCGCUGAGGUUAUAAAUCUUCGCUCCAUAAGACCACUGGACAGAGCUGCUAUCAACACUUCUGUUAGGAAAACCAACAGAUUGGUUACAGUUGAAGAAGGCUUUCCACAGCAUGGUGUGGAUGCUGAAAUCUGUGCAUCUGUGGUUGAAGAAAGUUUCGACUACCUUGAUGCUCCUGUUGAGAGGAUAGCUGGUGCUGAUGUUCCCAUGCCUUACGCUGCAAACCUUGAGAGGUUAGCUGUUCCCCAGGUCGAUGAUAUCGUUAGGGCGGCGAAAAGGGCCUGCUACAGAUCAGUGCCAAUGGCAGCAGCAGCUUAAGAGCACCUCUUUCAUUCUCAGUACUUGUAUACCAUUCUUUCUACAUGUUGUGCCCGGAAAACUACUAUUCGAAAGCUCGGUUUUGAUUGUUUGUUACAGGAAGCUGAUUUUGACCCACUGUCAGCUUUGGAUUUGUAAUAUCUUCUUUAAUAAUUGUGUGCCUGAUUUUAUCUAUAUCCUUACUACGGUUCCUAUGAACAUCGGUCAAAAGCGUAACUUCUAUGACGUAGAAAAGUUUUGCUGAGUUU
Asparagus officinalis (garden asparagus) is the source of this 1586-nucleotide messenger RNA. Its product is annotated as pyruvate dehydrogenase E1 component subunit beta-1, mitochondrial. Gene Ontology annotation, biological process: pyruvate decarboxylation to acetyl-CoA. Lineage: Eukaryota; Viridiplantae; Streptophyta; Magnoliopsida; Asparagales; Asparagaceae. The record is from RefSeq and is a predicted model, not a curated record. The coding region runs from base 202 to 1338 and encodes 378 amino acids. Gene Ontology annotation, molecular function: pyruvate dehydrogenase (acetyl-transferring) activity. The transcript has 14 exons.